Drosophila erecta is the source of this 5410-nucleotide messenger RNA. It is a transcript of the gene kirre, whose product is annotated as irregular chiasm C-roughest protein. Gene Ontology annotation, molecular function: cell adhesion molecule binding. Gene Ontology annotation, cellular component: cell-cell junction. The coding region runs from base 1078 to 3945 and encodes 955 amino acids. NCBI's taxonomy places the organism in Eukaryota, Metazoa, Arthropoda, Insecta, Diptera, Drosophilidae. The record is from RefSeq and is a predicted model, not a curated record. Gene Ontology annotation, biological process: cell-cell adhesion. The transcript has 10 exons.
CCGUUGGAAUCGCUCUUUUCUCUCCCCCUCUUUCGGUUCGCUGUUCAUUUUAGCGCGCACCGCAAAGCGAGCAGGCGUAUUUAUUCGGCGCAAUAGUGUCAUUUUAGGAGGCCCAGCAGAAAAUGCAGAAAUAGCGAAAGCGGCCACCACUUACCGUUUGAAUCGCUUUUUUUUCUCCCCCUCUUUCGGUUCUCCGUUCAUUUUCGCGCGGACCGCAAAGCGAGCAGGCGUAUUUAUACUGAGCAAUAGUGUCAUUUUAGUUAAUUUCUUAUGUUUAUCGGACUUGAAAAUUGUGGAAAACGCGUGGAAAAUGUUCGUAACAACUGAUCGCAGCCCGUUAAACUAAUUUUCUCGCGAAAUUUAACGUUUAAAUUCAAUCGAAGGUUUUUUACAAAUUGCGCACUUAAAACUGCAUACAUACAUAUAUGUGUACGUGUGUAAAUAUCCCGGAUAAAUGACCCCGCACCCCGCACCCAGCACCAAUCACCCAGCGCCGCGUGCAUUUGGGUGACCCAUUCGCCGGUGGAAAUGGAAGUGGCAGUGGGUCUCUUGGGUUUGUCUUAUCAAUGUCAAGAGUUCGCCUUCCCAUAUAACACUUUACCACCCAUAUAUGACUCCACCUGGAUACAGUCGCGUUCAAGCUAUUAGCAUAACAAUGCAACUAAUAUUGUUAUAUUGUGUGUGUGUUGGCCAACUUCCUGUGCAACCGGUCUGCAAAAGCGAAAUAUCCAGCCCAUUCAUUCAGCAUCCGACGCAAGUUGCACCUGCAACAAAAAAAUCUACAAAAAAAAAAAAAAUACGCCAUACAACUAAAAGAAAAAAAGGAAGGAGAAGCAUUUUCUAGACGUAGAAGUUGGCGACAUAAACCCGUUUUUUGAGUGGGGGAAACAGCAGCGCCUCCAAGGCCAAACACGAUAUCCACUUGGUCACAACAAAAAAAAAUACAAAAAACAAAAACACCUCGCAGGACCGCAAAAAACAAAACUGAGAAAAAAUAAAAUAACACAGCAGCGAGCAACUUUCCACAUUUUUCCUGGGCAUUUUCCUUUAUGCUGAGUUAACAAUUUGCGGCCGAAAAUGCAGAGAAUGCGCAGCAGUCGCCUGCUGGUGCUGCCACUGAUCCUUGUGCUGAUCCUGACGCUGCUCCUCCAACCGACUGCCGUCCACGCCAAGUCCAAGAAGAACAAGUCCAGCCAGAGCUCGCACCAUGGUGACUCCUCCUCCUCCUCCUCCUCGUCGAGUGGCUCCUCCUCAUCGGCGGCGGCAGCAGGUUCGUCCGCGAAUGAUGAGAGCAAGGCGAAGGGUGGCGACAAUGGAGGCCAGCACUUUGCCAUGGAGCCGCAGGAUCAGACGGCCGUCGUUGGUUCCCGAGUGACGUUGCCCUGCCGGGUGAUGGAGAAGGUGGGCGCGCUCCAGUGGACAAAAGAUGACUUUGGACUGGGCCAGCAUCGCAAUCUCAGCGGCUUCGAGCGCUACUCGAUGGUGGGCAGUGACGAGGAGGGCGACUUCUCGCUGGACAUCUACCCGCUGAUGCUGGACGACGAUGCCAAGUAUCAGUGCCAAGUGGGUCCAGGUCCCCAGGGCGAACAGGGUAUACGUUCGCGUUUCGCCAAGCUAACCGUACUUGUGCCGCCCGAGGCGCCCAAAAUUACGCAAGGCGACUACCUGGUGACCACCGAAGACCGCGAAAUUGAAUUGGAAUGCGUAUCGCAGGGUGGCAAGCCAGCUGCCGAAAUCACCUGGAUCGAUGGGCUGGGCAAUGUGCUAACCAAGGGCAUUGAAUAUGUGAAGGAGCCACUGGCCGAUUCGCGUCGCAUCACAGCCAGAUCGAUACUAAAACUGGCGCCCAAGAAGGAGCAUCACAACACAACGUUCACGUGCCAGGCACAAAACACUGCCGAUCGCACCUACAGAUCGGCGAAACUCCUGCUCGAGGUCAAGUACGCGCCCAAGGUCACCGUUUCGGUGGUGGGCGGUGCACUGGCGGGUGGCAAAAUUCCCGAGGGCGCCGAGGUGAUACUAAGCUGCCAGGCCGAUGCCAAUCCGCACGAGCUCAGCUACCGUUGGUUCAUCAACGAUGAGCUCAUGACCGGCGACUUUACCACCAAGAUGAUCAUUCACAAUGUGUCGCGGCAGUACCACGACGCCAGUGUCAAGUGCGAGGUGGUCAAUGCGGUGGGCAAGAGCGAGCAGAGCAAGAAGCUGGACAUAAGUUUUGGCCCAGUGUUCCGCCAGCGCCCCGUGAGUGUGGAGGCCGAUCUGGGCGCCACGGUGAGCAUGCGUUGCGAUGUGGCUGGCAAUCCGGAGCCCGAAAUUGAGUGGAUCAGCGAGAAUUCCGACCAGGUCGUCGGCGUUGCAGCGGAACUGAAACUGAAGGUGAGCAGCGAAACGGCCGGACGCUACUUCUGCAAGGCGGUGGUGAACGGAUUUCCCGAAAUCGGCGCGGAGGCAACGCUCUACGUGAAACGUGCCCCAAUCAUCACCUCGCACAAGGUGCAAUUUGGCGGCGUUGGCGGUCGCGUGAAGAUCGAUUGCCUGGCCUUUAGCAUACCCAAGGCAGAGCACAUACUCUGGUCGUUCGAGGGCAAGAUCAUCAAUAUGAGCAGCGCCGAUCCGGACAUCUAUAUAUUCGAGGAGCAUCACUUGCCGGAGGGUGUGCGUGCGGCCCUAAUUAUACGCGACAGCAAGGCCACGCAUUUUGGCAAAUACAAUUGCACUGUGAUGAAUUCGUACGGCGGCGAUUCGUUGGUCAUAACACUGCUGCGUGAGCCGGGCAACAUACCCGUGCUGCUGGUCGUCAUGGGCUCCAUGUUCUGUGUGGCCAUCAUACUGAUGAUCGUGAUGAUCAUCAUCGUGUACCGCAAACGGCGUAGCCGCAAGAAGCCCAUGCCGGCGGAUGUGAUACCAGAGGCAUCGCGCGGCGCUGAUAAGCUAAACGAACUGAAGAGCGAGCUGCGCUCGAAGGCCUAUGACGUGGAGUACUCGGAGGCGGGCGGCGAUGGCCUGGCCAUUAAUCUCACCCAAUCACCCAUGCCCGAUGUCCAGAUGAAGGGCGCCACACUGGGCGUGCCGCUUGCGGGGCCGGUGAAGUUCGAUGAGCGCUUUUCGGGCGACUUUGGCGGCGAUCGCUACAAUCGCCAGUGCCACAUCAAGAACCUAAAGAACCAGCAGGAGACCGCCUACAAGGGCAGUCCGCAGGCCAAUGGCUAUGCCCACUACUUUGAGUACGCCCUCGACUACAGUGCGCCGGGUGAGGCGGCUGCUGCUGCUGCCGCUGCUGCUGUGGUGGUCGGCGGCGGCAAGGUCAAGAACGGUGGCAUGAACUCGGCCACGCUGCCGCACACGGCGGCCACCUUGAAUGGGGGCGGCGCUGGCGGCGGCGGCGGCGGCGGGGGCGGGGCCAGUUUGCCGCGCAACCAGCGUCACGAAAUUCAACAGUCGCCACAGCAGGCAAACGGAUUUCUCGGACAACCGCUGCUGCAAAACGGCAUCGACAGUCGUUUUAGCGCCAUCUACGGUAAUCCCUAUCUAAGGACGAACUCCUCGCUGCUGCCGCCGCUCCCGCCGCCGAGCACCGCCAAUCCGGCGGCCACGCCCGCCCCGCCCCCCUAUCAUGCCGCCCGCCACGGCCAUGCCCACCACGCCAAUGGCGGACUCAAGCAUUUUGUGGGCGGGGCCGUCAUCACCACCAGUCCCGUUGGAAAUGUGAACGCAAACGGCGGCGGCUCGACACCCAGCGGCAUUGGGGGCGUGGCAGCGGGCGGCAGCGUCAGCGGCAGCAGUUCCAAUUUGACCGCCAGCAGCAACACACUGGCGGCCACGCCCCUGGCGGGCGGGGGCGGCGGCAACGGCGGUCAGUGUGCCCAGAGUCCGUCCGGCCAGUUCAUACUGUCCAACAAUGGGAAAGGACACACGCAGAAAGGACCUCUGGCCACCCACGUCUAAACUAGAGCAUUCGCCGAAGAAUCCGACGGGAAGAAGGAUAUAUAUAUAGAUAUAUCUAUAUCAGAGAAAGAGAGAGAGAGAGAGCGGACAGUAGCAUAACUCAUAAAUGUAUUAAAGCGCAGAACUUCUAGUGUGUAAACUUUUUUUUGUCCAUCGAUAUUAGCGUAAUUCUGGUUCGAGUGGCGUGGCAAAGGUCUUGAUAACUUCGAUAUAUAACUGUCUUGGCUGAAAUUUGAGCACUAAGCAUGUUAACUUCUUUCGUUUUGUACAUGUUCUAUCUAACAGACCCGAAGAAAAUGAAGUUCAACACCCUUGAGUAAAACGUAACCAUGCAAAUAUGUGUAAAAACCAAGCAAAAAACAAAAAAUUGAAGAAGAAAACAAAAACCGUAUUGUGAUUUAUAGCGUUAAUUAUUUUAUGGCUGAGCUCGAUGAGUUUCGGCCACCGCAAAUUAUAUCAACUAGUGCAAAUCUAAAGCUACUUAUCGAGUAAAAAAAAAUCGUAUAUCAAUUAAACACGAAACGUAUCGAACAGAAAUGAAACAAAAAAACAAAAACAUAUAACAUAUAUGCGUAUACAUAAACAUAAACCAACUACAAAACUUGAAAAGUUCAUUUUAAAAACAGCGUGUUGCAAACAAUUUUAAACAAAACCGAAAAUCAAUUCAAUUAUACACAUUGUAAAACCAAAAGCCUGUAGUUAGUUUGAAGUAAAAUGGAAGAAAAAAAGCUAACAAAAAAGUUAAGUAAAUGCAAAAGCAGCAAGCAAAACAAUUUUCUAAGCCAAAAUUUAUCAAAUUUUUAGACUUAAUUACGUAUACAUCAAACGAAACAAAAUGAAUGCAGUGAGAGAAACUUUUAGCGAGUAAGUGCUGUGUUUGAACUGUGACCCGAUCAAGAAGAGCCAAAAAAUUCCAAAAAUACAUAUACAUAUGUACAAGUACAAUUAUGUACAAUUGAAUAUCCGCCAUUACUUUGCACAAAUCACUCAAAUUGAAUUGAAAUCUAUAUAUUUUUCGUACGGCAUGCUACAGUAUUAUACCAAUUGAAAAAUCCCCAAGCAGUAAAUAACACUAGUACCAACUUUUCAACUUGAUCGGGUUCCCAGGAUCUCGGCAUUCAGCAUCCAUGUGAAAACUUGAAUAUUUUUUUGUCUAGCCGUAAGCGAGUAAAUGAUAUUUGAACUUAAAUCAAUUAUGUAAAGAAGCAAAUGAAUUAUUGUAUAUCGUAUAUAUAGAGCAUAAAUGUGUAUGUCAAACGCUUAAAUUAAAUGACUAGCUAAGAUUAGAGAGAAUGUUUGUAAUAUUAAUUGGUUUUUUUUUUUUUUUGGUCUGCCUAGUGUUUUAAGCCUAUUUAUAGACGUAAAUGCAACGUACAUGUAAACAAUUUUAAUGGUAACAACUUAAAAAAAAGCUUAGCAACAAUUUGUAAAACAUUUGAGCGAUCUACCAAAAAAAAAAAAAAAA